Messenger RNA from Carassius gibelio (silver crucian carp), 381 nucleotides. RefSeq names its product THAP domain-containing protein 6-like. NCBI's taxonomy places the organism in Eukaryota, Metazoa, Chordata, Actinopteri, Cypriniformes, Cyprinidae. The record is from RefSeq and is a predicted model, not a curated record. The transcript has 3 exons. Bases 1 to 381 code for a protein of 126 amino acids.
AUGACCCCUGUGGAAACCAGGAAAACAAAGACCUCAAGGAAAGCUGAGGAGAGCUGGUCAGUGGACUGUUCCCAGGAUUUCCAAGAGGUCGACCCUCCUCUGCCUAAUGUUGAUCAUUCCUAUGCAUUGCCUGCAUCUCCUGCUGUUCCAAAGACCAGACUCUGUGAAGCCUUGGCUAGAGUGGAGAGUCUGGAGCACGAGUUGAGGAAUGUCAAGGACCGGGAACGGAGGGCAAAGAAGACGGUGCGUGAUCUUCUAGAGGAUCUGAAGGGAAAGAACCUCAUAAAUGAAGAUCUGAAAGAGAGACUUGGUUUCUACUCUGGUAAAAUGAAAAUAAUAUUUUUUCUUCUUUUUUUAAUGGGAAGAGCAUUUACUAGUUAA